AUGGAUAAUCAACAUUUGUUUAGCUUAAUAAAAACACCUGACAGCCCCUCUGCCGUAGUGCUGAGUUCAGACUCAUCGUGGACAUUCAAUAGUGAUAGCGACACAUCGAUUUCACCAAGCCGACCAGUGGACGUGGCGGAAAUCCGUCAUUCGGUGGCGGUGAAAAUCUGUCCAGCUGUGAAGACGACCGACACGAUCGCGAAGGUUGUAAAUCCUCACCUGGACAGCAAACCCAUCAAUGCGCACGUAAUUUCACCUACGGUUUCCGAAGAACAGUCCACCGACGAACAAAACACUGACAUACAGGCCAUCACCGACGAACACACUUCCGUAGCUGUCUCUCCGACUUGUCACCAUCAACAGGUUCGUUCGUCGAGGACGUUAUUAUCCUUCGACAGUUUGUACGGCAUAGACGGCAAAGACGUCUGCGCCAAACCACAGUCGUCGGAUAGCGGUGGCGUAGUGUACAAGGGGCACCCGACCAUUAGGGUUGACGUGGCCGUUCAAGUGGAUUUCCUGAAUCUGCAACAGACCUCCAGUCCGGGCGGUAACGCUGGACACCUGCAAACAUCGAUGGGAUUUCGGAGUGAUAUCACGGCGGAAGCGAGAGACAUGGGCUUUCACAGCGGUGACAUGAAUUGGACGAUACCCGAGGCCUCCAUCGAUACAGAGAACAGACGACUCGCAGCUCAUCGUUGCAAACCGAAAGUGUUUAAGAAUUUGAUGAUAAACAAUCAUAAACAGAUCAUAAAAGUAUACAUGAGUCGGUCAAACAAGGUGUCCACCAAUCCGGCGCCUUUCAUGCGAAGGUCGUCGUCUUUCAUCAACCGGCAGGCGGCACAAAGGGAAACUGAUCGGAAAAAUUAUAUGAUGGUGAAAAAAUUGAUAAGCGUCAAGGCUGAAGUUUCGACAUUUCGUUAG
Molecule: messenger RNA, 921 nt
Organism: Macrosiphum euphorbiae (potato aphid)
Lineage: Eukaryota; Metazoa; Arthropoda; Insecta; Hemiptera; Aphididae
Source: the annotation of a GenBank genome assembly